GAGCCCCCUGAGAGAGAGGUUUAGGGGCAGGAUGGGGUCGCAUGGAAGGCAGGAUCGGGGGCACAGUGGAGCCCCCUGCAAGGGAGAAUUAAGGACACGAUGGGGGUCCAAAGGCAGAACUGUGGGGGCAUCACGGAGCCCCCUGCAAGGGAGGGUCAGAGAACAUUAUGGGGUCUCAAGGUGGAUUUAGGGGGACGCGCAAAGCCCCCUGCGAGGGAGGUUUAGGGACAGUACAGGGGUCCCACUGCAGGACUGGGGACCCCAACGGAGCCCAGUCCCACCAGGGCCAUGCUGAGGGUCCCCAUGCGCGACAAGAUGCGCCCGUCCCCCCCCCGGUGAGCCCCCCCCCGUGUCUGUCUCCACCAAUGCGCGGCCUCGGGGGGGCCCGGGGGCGGCGCUCGGCCGGGGCCCGCUUGUUUUUUGUGAAUGAAAGGCGGGGCGGCCGCGACUGCAGCGCGCAGGGCAGCGGCGGGCGCAGCGCGCAGGGCCGCCACCCGCGCAGGGCUCGGCGCAGCGCAGCGGGCCGCGGAUGCGGACAUCGGGGCGGCCCAGCAGCCGCCAUGGGCCCCCCCGGGCCCGGCGCUGAGCAGCGCUGCAGCCGUGCCCAGCCCAGCCGCGCCAGCCGCGCCGUGGCCAUGUCCGGAGGGGCGAGCCGGGCCCCGGCCCCUGGGAGCCGCCGCUUCGUCUGUGUUGGUGUCCCAAUUAAUGGAUUCUGACAUGGAUUAUGAGAGGCCAAACGUAGAAACCAUCAAGUGCGUCGUGGUCGGGGACAACGCGGUGGGCAAGACCCGGCUCAUCUGUGCCCGCGCCUGCAACGCCACCUUGACCCAGUACCAGCUGCUGGCCACCCACGUGCCCACGGUGUGGGCCAUCGACCAGUACCGCGUCUGCCAGGAGGUGCUGGAGCGCUCCCGGGAUGUGGUAGACGAUGUCAGCGUGUCCUUGCGCCUCUGGGACACCUUUGGUGACCACCACAAGGACAGGCGCUUUGCCUACGGCAGGUCCGACGUUGUGGUUUUGUGCUUCUCCAUCGCCAACCCCAACUCGCUGCACCAUGUGAAGACCAUGUGGUACCCCGAGAUCAAACACUUCUGCCCCCGUGCCCCCGUCAUCCUGGUGGGCUGCCAGCUCGACCUGCGCUACGCCGACCUGGAGGCCGUCAACCGGGCACGGCGACCCCUGGCCAGGCCAAUUAAACCUAACGAGAUCCUUCCCCCGGAGAAGGGCAGGGAGGUGGCCAAGGAGCUGGGGAUCCCUUAUUACGAGACGAGCGUGGUGGCCCAGUUCGGCGUCAAGGACGUCUUUGACAACGCCAUCCGCGCCGCCCUCAUCUCCCGCCGCCACCUGCAGUUCUGGAAGUCCCACCUGCGCAACGUGCAGCGGCCCCUGCUGCAAGCCCCCUUCCUGCCCCCCAAGCCCCCUCCUCCCAUCAUCAUGGUCCCGGACCCCCCUUCCAACAACGAGGAGCGUCCAGCCCACCUCCUGGAGGACCCCCUGUGCGCGGACGUCAUCCUGGUGCUGCAAGAGAAGAUCAAAAUCUACGCACACAAGAUCUACCUCUCCACCUCCUCCUCCAAGUUCUACGACCUGUUCCUCAUGGACCUGAGCGAGGAGGACCAGCAGGGCACCACCGCGGGGCACGGCUUCGGCGCGGCCGGCGCGGCGGCGGCCGCCGAGCGGGUGCUGCACCAGGAGGAGAGGCACCACGGGCGGGAUUUCCUGCUGCGGGCCGCCAGCUUCGACAUCUGCGAGAGCGCCGAGGAGGCCGGACCCGGCCAGCGCAAACCGUGCCUUAGAGCCUCCACCAGUGACGGCAUCCUGCGGGGAGACCGCUACGAGGGCGGCGAGCGCGGGCUGCGGCGCGGCCGCAACCUCUCCUCGUGGAGCCGCGCCUUCGCCAGCAUCCAGGAGGAGAUGGCCGAGGACCCGCUGACCUACAAGUCCAAGCUGAUGGUGGUGGUGAAGAUGGACGCGUCCAUCCAGCCGGGGCCUUUCCGGGCCGUGCUGAAGUACCUGUACACGGGCGAGCUGGACGAGAACGAGCGGGACCUCAUGCACAUCGCUCACAUCGCCGAGCUGCUGGAGGUGUUCGACCUGCGCAUGAUGGUGGCCAACAUCCUCAACAACGAGGCGUUCAUGAACCAGGAGAUCACCAAAGCCUUCCACGUCCGCAGGACCAACCGGGUGAAGGAAUGCCUGGCCAAGGGGACUUUCUCGGAUGUCACCUUCGUGCUGGAUGACGGUGCUAUCAGUGCCCACAAGCCCCUGCUCAUCUCCAGCUGUGACUGGAUGGCCGCGAUGUUCGGCGGCCCCUUCGUGGAGAGCUCCACCAACGAGGUGGCACUUCCUCACACCAGCAAGAGCUGCAUGCGGGCGGUGCUGGAGUACCUGUACACGGGGCAGUUCAGCUCCAGCCCCGACCUGGACGACAUGAAGCUCAUCAUCCUCGCCAACCGCCUCUGCCUGCCCCACCUGGUGGCUCUCACAGAGCAGUACACGGUCACCGGGCUGAUGGAGGCGGCGCAGAUGAUGGUGGACAUCGAUGGGGACGUGCUGGUGUUCCUGGAGCUGGCUCAGUUCCACUGCGCCUACCAGCUCGCCGACUGGUGCCUGCACCACAUCUGCACCAACUACAACAACGUCUGCCGCAAGUUCCCCCGCGACAUGAAGGCCAUGUCGGGAGAGAACCAGGAGUACUUCGAGAAGCACCGCUGGCCGCCGGUGUGGUACCUGAAGGAGGAGGAUCACUACCAGCGGGCGAAGAAGGAGCGGGAGAAGGAAGACUACCUCCACCUCAAACGGCAGCCCAAGAGGCGCUGGCUCUUCUGGAACGCCUCCUCCUCCCCUUCUUCCUCUCCUUCGUCGUCGGCAGCCACAGCCUCCUCUUCCUCCUCCUCCUCCUCCUCCUCAGCUGUGGUUUGAAAGCCCCGUCCUUGCCCUGGCUCCAGCGUCCCUGGGAGGAGACGGGGAGGAGGAGGAGGAGGAGGAGGAGGAAGGGUGGGCCUGCCCCAGCGCCAGGCACGGGAAGCCGCGGAGCAGGCGGCGGUGGCGGCUCCUGGAGCGCUGCUCUCCCCGUGGCAGAGCCCGAGCAGCAGGAGAGACUCGGCAGGAGAAACUCGGCGGGACAAACUCGGCAGGACAAAUUCAGCAGGACAAACUCAGCAGGACAAACUCGGCAGGACAAACUCGGCAGGACAAACUCACCUUGGCGGGAGCACCAGGGCUCUGCUGCGGUUUCGUUCUGGGGAAUCUUUUGUUGGAAAUCAAUUUUGGGUGGGUUUUUUUUUGGAAGAUCGGCAGCAUGAGGAAGAAGAAGAUGAAGAUGAAGGAGAAACACAUCCUGCUUCCACUUGGAUUUGGAAACAGAAGCUCUGGGGUGUGGUUUGGGUGUCUGAUGGCAUCUCACCACCUGGAGCCACCGCGGGGGUCCUGCCACCCCCUUCGACUCACAGCAGGGUCAGGCACGGGGCAGGGGACCCUGGUUCCCAAAUGCCCCCAGGCACUGCAGAAUUCCCCCUACAAGUGGGGCCUGUCCUAAAUCAGGGCACGGAGGGGACCCCAGUCCUCUCCUCCCUGUUCUUAACUCUUCAGUUUUGUCUAGACAGAAACUUCAAGCAAAAAAAAGCCCCUGACCCCAUCCCAAUCCCACUCCCCUCAACCUGCCACACCAGAAACCAACCCCGAGCCCUCGGCUUGGGAUUCCAGCCUGGAAGGCUCCAUUGUAAUAAAUGGCAUUUUGAAAGCC
Molecule: messenger RNA, 3745 nt
Organism: Prinia subflava (tawny-flanked prinia)
Lineage: Eukaryota; Metazoa; Chordata; Aves; Passeriformes; Cisticolidae
Gene: RHOBTB2
Product: Rho related BTB domain containing 2
Exons: 10
Coding region: 427-2922 (831 amino acids)
Biological process (GO): engulfment of apoptotic cell; regulation of actin cytoskeleton organization; establishment or maintenance of cell polarity
Cellular component (GO): cytoplasmic vesicle; cell projection; cytoskeleton
Molecular function (GO): GTPase activity; protein kinase binding; GTP binding
Source: RefSeq, a predicted model, not a curated record